AGGCCAUGGCAGACGUUUUGGACCGAAGCCGCCCGGCUUCGCUGCGGCAGGUGGAGAACCGCGUGGCAGCGCUCGGCACGAGCUCGGCCAUCAUGAGCCCCGUGGCCCGGCGCAAGGGGUCACUGCUCGUCACGUCCACCUCCCGCAAGACGGCGCGGCGCGAGCGCCGUGACGGUGUGAGGCCGGCGGCUGCGGUGAAGGUGCGGGGGCCGCGUGGACCUCUCCGUGAGAACGUGGGGGGCGCCACCCCCAACGCGGCGCGGCUCAUGGAGCAACCGUCACCCGCAAGCGCUGGACGUGGCUCUUCCUCCUCCGUGCCGCCCCCCUCUGCCGGAGUCGCCCCUCCCCCCGCUCCACCUCCUGCUCCACCUCCUGCUCCACCUGCUCCACCUGCUCCACCGGGUGAUGACGAGGAGGUGGACGUGUUGGCGGCGCCACGGUGGAGCCCGCCGCACCGCGCCCGCCCGGGAUCCGCGUUCGCCGGCAGCGGCAACGCCGACUCCCAGCGGCCGCGGGGAGCACUCUCCCUCACCGGCCCCGUCGCCCCUACCCCCGACGUGGAGGGGAUCGGGGGGGAGGCGUGGGGGGCGAGGGAGGAGGAGUGGGGGGCGAGGGAGGAGGAGUGGGGGGUCCGUGGAGCUCUGUCCGUAGACCCCGGGCGGCUCUUCCACUCCGCGCCGCUGCAAAGGAUUGUGGGAGGCUGGGACAGGGCGGCUGUGUCUUCCACGGCGUUUGAGGCGGCCCCUGACCCCGGCCUCUCCCUGUCGACUAUAGAGAGCCAAGGCACCAGCGAGGCGUCUCUGCGCGCGCCGGCGGCGGCCCCGUCCCGGCGUCCCCGUGUCCCCCGCGACGACGAGAAGCUGCGGCGCCUGCGGGAGGUCGUCAGCCGGCAGCGCGCCGAGCGGGGCGGCACCGGCACCGGCGAGCCCGGCCACGGCGAGGAGCGAGCCGCCCUCCCCGUCUUCUCUGAACCCCCCCGGCUCCUCGCCGCCAAAGUUCGCAAAGUGGCCAGCGCUCCGCCGGCGCCCGUCUACCGAGGGUUUAGCCAGGCGGAGUGCAGUGUGCGUGCGCCGGACGGGAGCGUCUACCGGGAGCACGAGUUCCGGGCGCUGGCGCGGGAUCCCGCACAGCGGCACCGCUUCUCGCUGCUACUCCCCUCCGGGAGCGAGGGGAAGGCGCCGGCGAGGAGCCCGGAGCGUGCCGUGGUGGCGGCCCCCCCCGCACGGUGGAAGCCGGUGAGGAAGGUGCAGGCGGCACGGGGAGGAUUCGGCGCUGGCGCGUCCGGCGACGCUCCUCCGCCCGCGGCUCCCGGUAAAGGGUCGCGCAUCAUCACCACGUCGUCGUGGCGCGACGGAGCGAGGCUGGUGCGGGCCCUGCUGGGACCCGCGACCCACGACCCCAGCCGCGCGGAGAAGGAGCCCCCCACGGACGGGCGUCCCGGCCGGACGUCCCAGCUACACGGGGGACGGCCCUCGCCGCUGCGGGGAGCCGGAGGGGCCCGGAGAUCGGCCAGUCGCGACGGGGAGCGGGAACGUGGCGACGCGGGGGAGGGAGACGUCGCAGAGGAGCCGCUCACAGUCAGCGACCUGCGAGUCGACGAGGAAGCCAGCGUGCCCCCGUCCUCGCGCCCGGCGCCCCCUCGAUCGGUGCCCGAGGUCAGGGGUCGGGCGCGGGCCGACGACGGAGAGGAGGAGGCCGCAGUGCAGCACGGGACCUCCCCGAAGAGGAAGGCCGAGGGAGGCGAGGGCCACGGGGAAGGGGGCAGCGGCGAGCGUCGUCCGCCCGGCAAGAGGGGCCGUCCCGGCGUCUCGGCGUCAUCGCGCUCUAGGAGCAGAGACGCCCACGUACCGGGACCUUGGGGUUUGGCGCCGCCGGCAUCGGCGGCACCGGCGGCACCGGCGCCCGCAGCGACGCGGACGUCGCUGCGGCCGACGUCACGGCAGCAGCAGCAACAGCGCCAGCAGCAGCAGCAGCAGAGCGCGGCGCCGGCGCAGCGGGAGAAGCGGCGUCACUAUGACGCGGAGGAGGUGCGGUGCUACAUGGCGCGGCGCGGCGCCGAGCAGCGGCGGGCGGCGGCGCGCGACCGAGCCGCCCGCCGCGCCGCCUCUGAGCUGAGGAGCCGGCGCCUGCGGGAGCUCUACGUGGCCCAGCGCCAGGCGGCGGUCGCCAGCACCACCGCCACCACCACCGCCGCCGCCACCACCACCGCCGCCAGUAGCGGUGGUGGUGGUGGCGGCAACAAGAAGAGCGACGGCAAUGGCGGUCGGAGGGCACCUGGUGGCAAGGACAAAGUGGACCUGGCGAGCACCUUCACGGCGGCGCCCCUCGACCACGCGGCACGCGACGACUUCCUGAGGCGGCUGCUGCCCGAGAUCUCGGAGGAGAGGCCGAGAAGGAAGCAGCAGGAAGGGGAUUCGCGUCCUCCCGUGACCUCCAGCAGCCCGGAGGACGACGAUGAGGAGGAUGAUGAGGAGGAUGAUGAGGAGGAUGAUGAGGAGGAUGAUGAGGAGGAGGAUGAGGAACAGGGGGAGGGAGACUCUGCUGGCGACGCCACGAGCCCGCUGGCCGGGUCCGGCGGAGACCGGCUGGCGCUGGCGGGGACGCCGGGGAAGGAGUCUGGAGCCCCGGGCACCGGCGCGGCGACGGCGGCGGAAACGGCGGCGGCGGCGUCCCCGGCGAUCAUCGGCGGGCAGCUGGCGCGGAUCGCCGCCAUUCGCGCCGCCGCCGCGUCGCUGUCGCUGCGCGUGGAGGAGGAGACGCGCCGCCUCGCCGGAGUCGGCCUCCUGUCGCCCGCCGCCGCGGCCGCCCUGGCCCGCUCCGUCCCCGCCGAGCCGGAGGGCCGCGGCCGCGGCCUGGGCCUGGAGGACCUGCGCACGGACUUCACGGACGGCGCACGGGGGGGGGGGCCCGCGUCGCCCGCGUCGCCCGGCGACCGUUUCGGCGCCCGCGUGCGGGAGAUGCUGGGGGCCGGCGGCGAGCGCCGCCGAGAGGGCGAGGCGGCGCCGGCGUUUUGGACGGGCGGCUUCCCGCCGGAUGGGCACGCGGUGUUCGUGGGGGACCUGCCGGGGUCCGCGGUUGGCCCCGCCGGGACCUCGGCCGCCGCGCCGCCGUCGAGCUACGAGGAACGCGUGGCGGCCAUCGUGCGCCGCCUCGCCGACCGCUCGCUGGGGCCCGCCCCGCUACGGCACGCGGCCUCCUGGUCCGCCGCAUCGCAGCGGCCCGGCCCGUCGCACCCCGCCGACGGCGGUGACAGCGGCGGCGGCGACGGCGGCGGAGCGCGCGACCACGGCGGGGAGCGGUCGUCGAUUCUGAGCGACAGCCCGGGCUCGCUGAGCGAGGGGCCCCUGCUGAGCGAGGGGGAGCUGUCCGACGACGACGACGACGAGCGGCCGCAGCGGCCGACGACCCGGCCCAGGUCGUCGUCCCCGCCGAACCGGCGGGAGCGGCUCGACGGAUCCGGAGCCGCCCCACGGCCGCCCCGGCCGCCCCCGUCGCUGGCGUCGCGGCUCGCCGAGGUCGACUUCUGCGCGAUGCCCCGGGCGGAGGCGGCGGCGCCGGCCUGGGAGGAGCUGGCGAGGGGCAGUCCCAACAGCGCCAUCGCCAUCUACGUGCGGCGGCACGGGGCGCCGGCAGGCCUGGGCCCGUCGGCCGGCAUGGCGCCGGUCGUGGAGACCGGACGCGGCGGUGGCCGCGACGACGUGGAUAUCGCAGACGUGGAGAAGGCGGAGGAGCAGGAGGAGGAGCAGGAGGAGGAGAGCCGCGGAGCGGAGUCGCCCGGGCAGCGCUCCGUGGACGCGUACGACGAGGACAGCUUCGCCUCCUCCUCCGGCACGGCGUGCACGAGCUUCGGGGCGGCACCAGCGGUGACGGCGCCGCCGUCGGCCCCUCGGUCUCCGGACGGUGCCGAUCGGCAAGGAAUCGGCAGCGGCACAGGGGAGCGGACGUUGCCCCCCGCGGAGGGACCCCCCCCGCCGGCGAACUCCGCCGGCGAGAAGGACGACGACGCGGGCGGCCUGGCGUCGCCCCCCGAGCCUGCGCUCCCCUCGCCAGUCCGGGGCCCGGCAGGGCGGGACUCUCCUCGCGCGUGGACGGACGGGGUCGGAGGUCGCCGACGGAAGACUUCAACGAUUUCGCCCGACCUGGAGGAGGAAGGGGCGGAGGAGGUUGUGAGCGGCAUGCGGGACGGGCUUCCGGUCCUCUCCGCCCCCUCCCCACCGCGCGAGGAAAGGGGGCGGCUCGGGUGGGAGGGCGGCGGUGGGCAGCAGCAGCAGGAGCCGUGGGGCCCGGCACGGAGCUCCCCCUGGGGGCUGUCGCAGCGGCUGGCGGCCGAGCUGCAGCUGCUGCAGGCGGUGGAGGAGUCGGCGCAUCAGCUGGGGGCGGUGGAGCGCGCCCGCGGGGUCGCGCUGGCGCAGCAGGAGACCGUGUCCCUGGCGCAGGUCCUCAAGGUACGGCAGCAGCAGCACGAGCAGGAGCUGGCGCUCCUGAGGCUGCGGGCCGAGCGCGAGGCGAUGGAGGCGCAGAGGCAGCUAGAGGAGACACGGGCCCAGCACGUGCUGCAGGUGGCGGAGUUGGCGAGGUCCUUUCCCCCGAGGGCCGCGCCGCCAACAGCGACACGCGGCUCCCCGGACGGCCCCAGGAGGGGGCAGCAGCGUGGGGGGGCCGACGAUGCCUCGAGCUCCGCCGACACGGCCGCCCCCCGCGGCCGCUCCCCCGCCUCCGAGCGAUCGCGAUCCCGGCGCGCCGACCAAUCGGAGAGCUCCGUGGAGGAGGACGCGACGACGGCGGCCAACGAGGAGGAGGAGGAGGGGGGGUCGGAGCAGCGCGAGCGUGGCCGAGGAUCUCCCCGACGGCAAGAGCUCGGAGAAGUCACCGGCGGCGUCUUCCAGAGCGCGUUCGGAGAGCAGCGCCGCCUCCGGCCUGCCCAGCGAGUCGUGGACUGACGACGAGGUGGAGGAGGAGGUGGAAGAGGAGGUGGAGGAGGAGGUGGAGGAGGUGGCACAGCUGGGGCGGCACGGCACGAGGGGCACGUCCCGCGCGGCGGG
This is a messenger RNA of Lethenteron reissneri (Far Eastern brook lamprey), 5042 nucleotides long. RefSeq names its product centrosome-associated protein 350-like. Gene Ontology annotation, molecular function: microtubule binding. Gene Ontology annotation, biological process: microtubule anchoring. Gene Ontology annotation, cellular component: centrosome. Lineage: Eukaryota; Metazoa; Chordata; Hyperoartia; Petromyzontiformes; Petromyzontidae. The record is from RefSeq and is a predicted model, not a curated record.